This is a messenger RNA of Gadus chalcogrammus (walleye pollock), 2375 nucleotides long. It is a transcript of the gene prkd1, whose product is annotated as protein kinase D1. Lineage: Eukaryota; Metazoa; Chordata; Actinopteri; Gadiformes; Gadidae. Gene Ontology annotation, biological process: protein phosphorylation. The transcript is spliced from 12 exons. The coding region runs from base 543 to 2315 and encodes 590 amino acids. The record is from RefSeq and is a predicted model, not a curated record. Gene Ontology annotation, molecular function: ATP binding; protein serine/threonine kinase activity.
UCAUAUUUAGUAUCACAGCACACAGUCUGUGAAAAUAUAAAUCAUAUGUAAUAUCACAGCCCCCCUGUCAUCCCAGGGGGGCGGGUCUCUCUCUCCUCUCCGUCCGGUUGACGUCCACGGAUCUCUGGACGCGUCACGUCGCUCUCCGGUUCUCUCGCCUCGGCACCGACAGGCUCCCCGGGUUGACGGCAACUUCACGCUCCAACUUUCCCCCGCGACCCGUAGUCUCCGCGUGCCGGCGUCUGCUUUCAAACGUUUCCUUUUUGCAUCGAAACAGUUCGCUCCAGUUCUCCGGUGAACCGUCGCGUCCGCGGGUUGGUGUUGUGGGGUCUCUGUGUGUGUGCGCGCGUGUGGGGUCUCGGUGUGUCUGCGCGUGUGUGGUCUCGGUGCGUGUGUGUGUGUUGGGGGGGGGUGUCGGUGUGUGUGUGUGUGUGUGUGGGGGGUGUCGGUGUGUGUGUUGGGUCUCGCGGUAUCUCUUCCUCGCACCACCUGUUGGCUAGCGCGUCGGGUUCCUUCCCGCUCUGGACCCACCGGACCUCCUCAUGAGCGCCCCCCCGGUGAUCCGCGCGCCCAGCCCGCUGCCGCUGCUCCGGAGCGCGAGCAACCCCGGCGGCGGCGGGGUCGCCUUCCACAUCCAGAUCGGUCUGAGCCGCGAGCCGGUGCUGCUGGACCCGGGGGACCUGAGCCUGGGCCAGGUCCGGGAGAUGGCCUGCUCCAUAGUGGACCAGAAGUUACCGGAGUGUGGUUUUUAUGGGAUGUACGAGAAGAUCCUUCUGUUCCGUCAUGACCAGACGUCGGAGAACGUUCUCCAGAUCCUGAGGUCAGCGGCAGAGAUCCAGGAGGGGGAUCUGGUGGAGGUGGUUCUGUCAGGCUCUGCGACGGUGGAGGACUUCCAGAUCCGGCCCCACGCGCUGUUCGUCCACUCGUACCGCGCGCCGGCCUUCUGCGACCACUGCGGGGAGAUGCUGUGGGGGCUGGUGCGGCAGGGCCUCAAGUGUGAAGGCUGCGGGCUGAACUACCAUAAGCGCUGUGCCUUCAAGAUCCCCAACAACUGCAGCGGCCUCAGGAGGAGGCGGCUCUCCAACGUCUCUCUGACAGGAGGCGGGGCCAACCUGUUUGCAGGGACACGCCCCCCUUCAGCUGAGCCCUCCCCCACCAACUGUUACCCGGAUGAUGCGCUACUGUCUCCAGUCAGCCCUGGUCUGGAGGUAGGCCAGUCCUCUCCCAAACAUCCCGCCACUUUGUUCACGGAGGAGAAAAAAGACUCCAACUUCCUAUUCCCUGUGACCUCCCAUCAGAAGGGCCAAUCGGAUUACUUCCCCAGCCGCGAGCGCCGGUCCAGCUCCCAGUCGUACGUGGGCCGGCCCAUCGAGCUAGACAAGCUGCUCAUGUCAAAGGUCAAAGUGCCCCACAGCUUCCUGAUCCACUCCUACACCCGGCCCACCGUGUGCCAGCACUGCAAGAAGCUGCUGAAGGGGCUCUUCAGACAGGGCCAGCAGUGUAAAGAUUGUAAAUUCAACUGCCACAAGAGAUGUGCCCCAAAAGUACCCCACAACUGCCUCGGAGAGGUGACCAGGAACGGAGAGCUUCUCAGCCCGGGGGCGGAGUCAGACGUUGUCAUGGAGGCGGGUUGCCUUGACGACCAGGAUGGGGAGCGCGGGGGGAGCCCAUUGGACGACAUGGAGGAUGCGAUGACCUCAGAGGGGGCGGGGCUCCAGCUAGGAGUGGGGCCUGGUGACCUCUGCGACCUCCAGGACCCUGACCUGGAGGACUCCAAUAGAGCCAUCAGUCCGUCCACCAGUAACAACAUUCCUCUGAUGCGCGUCGUCCAAUCAGUGAAGCACACCAAGAGGAAGAGCAGCAAUGUGGUGAAGGAGGGGUGGAUGGUCCACUACACCAGCAAGGAUACAAUGAGGAAGAGGCACUACUGGCGCCUGGACACUAAAUGCAUCACGUUGUUCCAGAACGAUACAGGCAGUAAAUACUACAAGGAGAUCCCUCUGUCGGAGAUCCUGUCCCUGCAGCCCGCCCAGACGCUCUGUCUGCUGCAGGACGGCUCCAACCCCCACUGCUUCGAGAUCGUCACCGCGGCGUUGGUGUACUACGUGGGGGAGACCGGCCCGCGCAGCGACGGGGCCGGGGGCGCCGUCCUCGUAACGGGAGGAGGCGGGGAGGUCUCCAGGAUGUGGGAGAUGGCCAUCCAGCACGGCCUCAUGCCCGCCAUCUCUAAAGGAGUCUCCCAGGGCCACAAGGAAGUUUCUGUCAGCAUCUCCGUAUCCAACCAUCAAGUUCAGGAGAAUGUGGUGAGAACAUAAACAUUAUAUAUACACAAUGUAUACAUUAAAUACACAUCAUAAAUAUAUCAUAUACACACA